CGUGUCAGUUCCACACGCCUUCCUGGCUGGUUUGCGGGGCUGAGGGAGGUGGAAGUGCGCGUUCGCGUGUUUUUAUUCCGAUUUUAAUGAUUUAAAGGCCUUAAAAGCGUCGGAGAUAAACCUCAGCAGCGAGUUCGGGAGGAGAGGAAGCGAUACAGAGCCAUAAACCUACCUUUUAACCCGCGGAGUAGCCGAGAAUCGAGCAUCAGAGAUGAGUCAGUGGCUCGAGCUGCAGCAGCUGGAUUCUAAGUUCCUGGAGCAGGUAGACCAGCUCUACGAUGACACAUUCCCCAUGGCCAUCCGUCAAUACCUGAGCAGUUGGAUUGAGAGCCAUGACUGGGACCAUGUUGCUAACGUGGAGAAUGAGUCGCUGGCCACGGUGAGGUUUCAUGACCUUCUGACCCAGCUGGACCACCAGCAUAGCCGCUUUGCGAUGGAGAAAGACUUCCUGAACCAGCACAACAUCCGCAAGAUCAAACGCAACCUGCAGACCCUGUUUCAGGACAACCCCGUCUCCAUGGCGAUGAUCAUCAGCAAGAACCUGAGCGAGGAGAGGAAGAUUCUGGCAGCGGCCCAGAUCUCAGAGGACUCAACGCAGAAUGCUCAGAGUGAUAUGAUGAUUGAGAAGCAAAGAGAGCUGGAUCACAGCGUGAAGGCCAUUAAGAGCAAAGUACAGGAAACAGAGCAAAACAUAAAAAAUCUGGAGGAUCUCCAAGACGAGCAUGACUUCAAGAGCAAAACACUGCAGAAUCGAGAGGAGCUGAACGGCACAAUAUCCAGAGAGGAACUGAAUCGUGAGAAGGUCUGCCUCAGAGCCAUGUUCAUGAAGCUCAACGAAAUGAGAAGGGGAGUGGUGAGUCAGAUGUCAGAGGUGCUGAACCUGGUGGAGCAGCUGGAGUAUGAUCUGAUCAGUGUAGAGCUGCCUGAAUGGAAGAGAAGACAGCAGAUGUCCUGCAUUGGAGACCUCACCAACAUCUGCCUCGACCAGCUGCAGAACUGGUUCACAGCAGUAGGUGAGUGUUUGCUGCAGGUGCGUCAGCAGCUGAAGAAGCUUCUGGAGCUGGAGCAGAAAUUCACAUACACACAAGAUCCAAUCGCCCUCAGCAGGGGCACGCUGGAGGAGAGGGCCCUAACCCUCCUUAAGACCCUCAUCACCAACUCCAUCGUGGUUGAGAGACAGCCCUGCAUGCCCACGCAGCUUCAGAGGCCUCUAGUUCUGAAGACUGGAGUUCUGUUCACUCUCAAAGUCAGGUUGUUGGUGAAACUGCAGGAGUUUAACCACAUGGUCAGAGUAAAAGUGCACUUUGAUAAAGACGUGACAGAGAAGAGGAAAGGUUUCCGGAAGUUCAAUAUUCUUGGAACCAACAUGAAGGUGAUGAACAUGGAGGAGUCGAUUGGGAUGGCUGCAGAAUUCCGACAUCUGCAACUGAAAGAACAGAAAGUCGCUGGAAACCGGACAAAUGAGGGUCCACUGAUCGUAACUGAGGAGCUCCACUCUUUCACCUUUGAGGCAGAGCUUUGCUGGUCUGGACUCGUCAUUAACUUUGAUACAACCUCCCUCCCCAUUGUGGUAAUCUCGAAUGUCAGUCAGCUGCCAUGUGGCUGGGCAUCCAUCUUGUGGUACAACAUGCUGACAUCCGACCCCAAGAAUCUCGCAUUCUUCGUGAACCCUCCUUCAGUCAGUUGGGGUCAGCUGUCUGAGGUGCUGAGUUGGCAGUUCUCCUCCAUUACUAAGAGAGGCCUGAAUGCGGAGCAGCUAAGCAUGCUGGGACAUAAACUGCUGGGUCCGAAAGCAAUGAAAGAUCCAGAGGCUCAGGUUCCUUGGAAUAAAUUCUGCAAGGGUGGCAGUGAAAAGAACUUCACCUUCUGGCUGUGGAUUGAGGGAAUCCUUGACCUGAUUAAACGACACCUGCAGUGCCUGUGGGAUGAAGGGUAUAUAAUGGGCUUCGUGACAAAGGACCGAACUAAAGCUCUACUCAAUGAUAAAGCUCAGGGAACGUUUCUUCUGCGCUUCAGCGAGAGCAACCGAGACGGAGCCAUCACCUUCAGCUGGGUGGAACACUCAAAUGACGAGCCCCAGAUCCGGUCAGUAGAACCGUACACUAAAAAAGAGCUGUCUGCAGUCUCGCUCCCCGACAUCCUCAGGAACUACCGAGUGAUGGCAGCUGAUAAUGUUCCCGAAGACCCACUGCGGUUCCUGUAUCCUGCCAUCCAUAAAGACGAGGCCUUCCGCAAGUACUACUCCAAACCCACUGACAAACAUGAGCCAAUGGACGUGGAUAAGAAGCAAGAUGAAGGAUACAUCAGCACGACCCUCAUCUCCGUCUCUGAAAUGAAACCGCAGGAGUACAACGACACCAUGAUGCCCCUGUCUCCAGAGGAAUACGGGGAGCUGGAACGAAUGAAUGGAGAUCUGAACAAAGCCCUUGGAGAGCUUUGCCGUGGUCUUUCAGAAGCCUGCUGAGUGGACAGAGCGAACCUCCCUCCAUACUUACUGAUGAAAUAGUCACCUUGAGGUCCAGUUUUUCUUUGUAUCCCCACAAUAAAAUCUAAAUAAAUAAGUUAUAACCUGCUAUAAAAAGCAGACCUACAGGAAACACUGUAACAGUUUCACAAGUUCACAGCUGAGGGAAUCAGAUGGACUUCACUUAUUUUAGCACUUACCUGAUGCUGAAACAUAUUAGCACUUUUAACCCCAGCUAUUCAGUCUACUGUUGAGCAGACACCUUGGGUGUUUUGUUUCUUUUCUUUUUUUUUUUGGGGGGGGGGGGGGGGGGGGGGGGGGGGGGUUAUAGAAAUAGUAUCUUUUUAACCAUAUAUGGUGCUUGUGAUUCUGUUCUGCUCAGAUUUGCAGUGAAAUGAAUGCCAAAGUUGCCGUCACUGUGCACCAAUACCAGUGGCUUGUUGAGGCUAACCGCUUAGCUGCUAAAUCUAAAUAGUGGUUAAAGUUACCAGAAAAGCUAUGAAUUUUAUGCUAAUAUGAUUAGCCACUGCUUUUAAACAAAAUUCUCAAACCAAAAAAAAAAAAACUAAUUCUCAAGGGCCAGAUUCACAAAAAAAAAAUCAUAAGAAAUAAAUUAUUAUUUUUUCUGCACAUCUGUCAGUGAGAUAAAUCCCAAAAGAAUGUGGGUAAUGCAGCAAGACAAUGACCCUAAGCACACAAGUCUUCUACUGAGCAUAAAGGUAGUGUUUUAAAAUGUUUAAGGUGAACUCCUGACCUUAAUCCAUUAGAAAUGUUGUGGAAAGACUUUAAGGGAGUAAUUCACUUCUUAAUUUAGCCUAAUUUAAAGUAUGCACUUAUUAUGUAAACAUUUUAAUAGUAGAUUAUAUUUUAUAUGACCUGAUUGUAUCACCUCAGCCUCUAAAGUGAUUAGCAUAAAUAGUUGUAUUAGAGAAUUUUUAUAUUUUUUAAUGUUUAAAGCACUGUUUAUCAAUUAAGGAAAUUAAGGAAAAGUAUUUCCAAUCUUACGAAACAAUGACAUACAUGCGAUUUAAUAAGAAUAUAAAAUGUCUAUACAUCAUCAAUUUAUUAUUAUUUUUUUAACCAUUUAGAAUUGAUUUAAUUAAACAAUAGAUUUGCACUGAAAUUAACAUUGUGGCCAAAACUGAACAAAAUGAAACAUUUGGCUGAAGGCUAAUCGAAUAUUGAACAACGUUGAAUAUUGUUUUUCUCAGGUUUUAAAUUUAUUUUGUUACUCUGUAUUUCAGCAGUGCUGUUCUAGUCAUAAAUUUACAUCAGUAGUGCUCCGCAAUCACAAGAGUAAAAUCUACAGAGAAAUGGUAGGUAUGGUAAAGAAACAGAAGCUAAUGUGAAUUUAUCUCAGCCAACAUUACUAUACUUGUAACGUAUUGUUUGGGAAGAAGUAGUAAACUGAGUAAACCAAUACCAAGCAUGAUAAAUAGUGCUGAACAGAACACUUUUUAAUUUAUUUAAUUAAUUUUUCUUAUGUCCGUAGUGUGUAAAAAUUAAUUUAAACUCUUAAUAAUAAAAAUCGUCACAUAUUAUAAGCUCUAAAACCUUCUUCUAAAAAAAAAUCUCUAUUUUUUUUGGUAAAAAGUUUUCUCAUAAUUUUCUCAGCUCUUGUGAAUCUGGCCCCUAAUUUCCAGAUCCCCAGACAAGCUACUCCAGAUAAAUCAGGUGUGUUGAAGCUUCACUUUAUUAGUGAUUUAAUCAGUGAAAUAAAUAUUUAGUGCAGUUUUUGUAACACAAGUUUACAAGCCUGGAACAGCAACACGGUAAAAACAAAGACAAGAUAUAAUAUAAUACAUUCAUAAUACACCGGUUCAAACAGAUCUGAAUUUUACCACCAGUUUAAACAGAGAAAUCACUAAAACGGACCUACAGCUAAAGGGGGCGGAGUUUACAGUGGAAGUGGGUUUAGUUUAGUUUUCCGUUGUUUUUUUUUUUUUCUUGGGUCAUUGUAAUUUUCUAUGAAUAAUUGUUGGCUUUCACAAGAUUAACACAAAUGCUUACACACCCAUACAUACACACUUUCAUACACACGCACACGUGUAUAUAUAUAUAUACACACACACACACACACAGUACUCAAGUAGCAAUUUCAGUGUUUUGUAAUAGAAAAUCACUUUGAUACAGUUAAGCUUCUUGUGCUCGUCGUAUUUCUGUGCUCCAGUCUACAUAAUGUUUUUGUUUUAUGUAUUUUUUUUAAUAACAUUUACAACAACCUGAUUAAUGUAAUUCUUCUGGAGGGUUCUUGGGGACUUUCACAGACUGGUAGUGGGUUUUGAUGGAUGCCUGCGGUACUCUGAGGAGAUUUUUCUGCUUACACAAAAUCAAUAUUUCCAAUAUUUCAAUAUGCAUCAUAGUUACAUAUGAAUACAUAUUUUCAUUCAAGUUAAAAUGUAUAUUUUCUGUUGAAAAUUCAGUAAAACAUUUUCAGCCUGGACUGAAAGGGGCACCUUUCUACCUGAACACGUCUCCUCAGUCUAUCCAGGCAUUUACAAGUUUAUUAUUAAAAGUUCAUAAGGGAAAAACUACUCUGUGUUAUCAUGUUCGAUAUACAUCCCUUACAAAAAUAAAUAAAUAAAUAAAUGCAUAAAAAAUAAUAAAUAAAUAAAAUAACUGUUACCAAAAAAAA
Astyanax mexicanus (Mexican tetra) is the source of this 5099-nucleotide messenger RNA. It is a transcript of the gene stat1a, whose product is annotated as signal transducer and activator of transcription 1a. Gene Ontology annotation, biological process: regulation of cell population proliferation; cell surface receptor signaling pathway via JAK-STAT; regulation of transcription by RNA polymerase II. Lineage: Eukaryota; Metazoa; Chordata; Actinopteri; Characiformes; Acestrorhamphidae. Bases 212 to 2464 code for a protein of 750 amino acids. The record is from RefSeq and is a predicted model, not a curated record. Gene Ontology annotation, molecular function: RNA polymerase II cis-regulatory region sequence-specific DNA binding; DNA-binding transcription factor activity, RNA polymerase II-specific. The transcript is spliced from 25 exons.